AUGGUUGGUCUUAGUGUAGUGCUGGAAUCUCAGAAAGGUUGCAUCAACAAAAAGACACCCCAAGUCAUUAACAAAACCACCAUCAUGCUUGGCACCAUCAACAAAAAACCCACUCCUCCUCCUCCUCAACCUUCUUCUAUUUUUCAGCCUCCCACUUUUCUAGACCAAUGCUUUCUCUGUGAGAAGAGACUCUUGCCCGGGAAAGACAUCUACAUGUACAAAGGGGACAGAGCAUUUUGCAGCGUGGAUUGCAGGUGCAAGCAGAUUUUCACGGACGAGGAAGAAGCUAUGCAGAAAGAGAAGUGUUCUUUGGCUGCAAUGAGACCCACAUCGUCUUCUCCUUCUUCAUCUUCCUCAACUUCACGUCAUCACCGGAAAGGAACAAGAAGCCGUGGAGGUGGUUUUCUUUAG
Messenger RNA from Sphenostylis stenocarpa, 411 nucleotides. Lineage: Eukaryota; Viridiplantae; Streptophyta; Magnoliopsida; Fabales; Fabaceae. The record is from the annotation of a GenBank genome assembly.